Aspergillus viridinutans is the source of this 879-nucleotide messenger RNA. RefSeq lists its product as uncharacterized. The coding region runs from base 1 to 879 and encodes 292 amino acids. The transcript is spliced from 2 exons. The record is from RefSeq and is a predicted model, not a curated record. NCBI's taxonomy places the organism in Eukaryota, Fungi, Ascomycota, Eurotiomycetes, Eurotiales, Aspergillaceae.
AUGGCUUCCAGCUAUCCCACCAGCAUUCGUCCUUCCGCCACAGAGAUCAAGAACGGCAAGCUCACGCCUCAGAAUCUGGAGAUUGCCAUUCGCAGUCUGUACCAUGACGGUCUUGUUGUGGUCGAAAAUGCAGUGCCGCAUGCCGCGCUCGAUCGGCUGAACGAGAAGAUGGUGAGGGACGCAUAUGCCCUGCAGAGCAGAAAGGAAAAUAGUCCAUAUAAUUAUAACCGGGGCAAUAUACAGCAGGAUCCUCCGCCUGUGAAGGACUACUUCGAUCCUGGCAUUUUUCUGAACCCAAUUGCUACGCAGAUAACAAAUACUGCCCUAGGACCUCGUCCAAAAUGGACAUUUUGCUCAGGAAAUACAGCCAUGCCUCCGACGGCAGACUGUCCCCCGACAACGCAGCCGGUCCAUUCAGACGCAGAUUUUGAUCACCCAACGCACCCCUUUGCCUAUGUGGUCAACAUCCCCCUGAUCGAGAUGACCCCUGAGAACGGCUCCACGGAGAUCUGGCUCGGAACUCACAUCGACUCAGGCCUGCAUGUACAAGAAGGACUGCACGGUGAACGAGCAAGCGGACGCAUCAAGCUUGACGAGCUGGAAAAGCGACGAGCAAUCCGGCCACCGCGCCAGCCUGUCGUUCCAAAGGGCGCCAUAGUACUUCGCGAUCUUCGACUCUGGCAUGCUGGAGUCGGUAAUCAAACUGAUCAGGUCCGCGUAAUGCUGGCGAUGAGUAGGUUCCCUAGUGUCAUUGGAGCAUGGGCAACGCUAAUGGACGGUUCACUUUGCUCCUUGGUACCGGAAUCCGAUGCCAAUGGAAUUUUCCGAAACUGUGCGGCCGAUUAUGGAGAAGCAGGACGGUCUCGAGGUGCCGGUUGA